Molecule: messenger RNA, 441 nt
Organism: Rhinolophus ferrumequinum (greater horseshoe bat)
Lineage: Eukaryota; Metazoa; Chordata; Mammalia; Chiroptera; Rhinolophidae
Product: keratin-associated protein 15-1
Exons: 1
Coding region: 1-441 (146 amino acids)
Source: RefSeq, a predicted model, not a curated record
AUGUCUUACAACUGCAGCUCUGCGAACUUCUCCUCUCGCUCUCUUGGAGGUUGCCUGCAAUGCCCAGUUUCCUUCUACAAUUCUUUCCACCCCAGCAAUGUAGUUUGCUCCCCCAGUUCCUGCCAGCUGGGCUCCUCUCUCUACAGUGGCUGUCAGGAGACCUGUUGUGAGCCCACCAGCUGCCAGACACCCUAUUCUGUCUCCAGACCCUGCUUCCGCCCAAAGAAUUCCAUCUUCUGCAACCCCUGCCAAACAAAUUACACUGGAUCUUCGGGAUGUGGAAAUAUUGGCCUUGGACCUUUUGGAUAUGGAAGUACUGGCUUCCAAUCUCCGGGCUGUGGGUCCAGCUUCUACCGCCCAACUUACUUUCCUUCCAGGAGUUGCCAGUCAACUUGUUACCAACCAGCCUUUAGCUCUCGCUGUUUUGGAUCAACUUACUGA